AUGACCAUGAUAAACAAAAUCCCCGAAGUACCCACACCAAUCAAAGAAGCCAGCCUGGAUAGUUAUGCUGACUCACCAUAUGCUGUCCCCAUUGCUGCCAUCGACAUCCCGAAACCGUUCAGUCCACCCAAUAUGCCUAUGUAUGAUGGAACCACCGACCCUAGAGAACAUAUAUUAACCCACAAGCAGCGCAUGGUGACGAUCCCUUUCCCCAAGAACAUGAGGGAAGCCAGCUUGUGCAAAUGCUUUGGCUCGACGUUAAUCGGGCCCGCCCUGAAAUUGUUAACUAGUUUGCCAAAUUGGUGCAUCACUUCCUUUGCGCAUCUCGACCACAUGUUCAAUCAGCAGUUCGCCAGCAGUAGAGGGUUAGAGAAGCUGACAAGCGAUCUAUACCGGGUGGUCCAACGGCCUGACGAACCCUUGAAAAAUUACAUAGAUCAAUUCAUUAGGGAGACGGUGACAGUUCCAGAAUGUGACGUCCCGACUGCGAUCGAGGCGUUCGGGCAAGGGUUGUAUGGGGAGACCGAUUUGUGGAGAUACCUCAUCAAAUAUCCUUCCAAGACGUUCGGAGAUGACCAAGCCAAAGUAAUGGCCCAAUUCAGGCUCGAAAAAAGUCUCUAUUCCAGGAAGGGAACCAACGACUAUACAAAGACAGACAGACGACUACCCUACCCUAAGAGGAGAGAUGAUCAUCCUGGCCCUUACUCCCAACCUCAAUAA
This is a messenger RNA of Spinacia oleracea (spinach), 720 nucleotides long. RefSeq lists its product as uncharacterized. The record is from RefSeq and is a predicted model, not a curated record. The coding region runs from base 1 to 720 and encodes 239 amino acids. Lineage: Eukaryota; Viridiplantae; Streptophyta; Magnoliopsida; Caryophyllales; Amaranthaceae. The transcript has a single exon.